GGUUUCUUCUACUCUUUUUUGCAUCAAAAUUAUCCUCUUUCUAUCAGUUUCUGUCGUCGCCAAUCACCUCCAUUUUUGAGUGAGAUUGACCUGAUUUUGAGAUCUCCGUAUAGUUAUGGAAACCCGGGUUCUCUCGAGUUAUGCUGGACUUAUUUAUUUGCUUAUUUUAGCGUUGUUUGGAACCUCCACUGCUAGCAAUCAGUUUCUUGGCCAGAUAUCACCAGGGUUUAAGGGGUCUCAGAUGAACUGGGUUGAUAAAAAUGGGAGGUUUCUGUUAUCCAACAACUCUGAAUUUUCUUUCGGCUUCUUCACUACUCAAAAAGUCACUUCGUUUUUGUUAGUUGUCCUCCACAUCGGCAGUUCAAAAGUAGUUUGGACUGCAAACAGAGGAUCCCCUGUUAGAAAUUCUGAUCAUUUCGUAUUUGAAGACAAUGGGAAUGCUUAUUUGGAAAUGGGUGAUGGUGUAGUUUGGUGUACAGAUACGGGAGGCAAAGGAGUUACUGUCAUGAAGUUGCAGGACAAUGGAAAUUUGGUCUUGCUCGGAAAUUAUAGUAAACCGCUUUGGCAGAGUUUCAACUAUCCCACUGAUACCCUCUUGUCUGGUCAGGAUUUCUUGGAGGGAAUGAAGCUAGUAAGCAAACCAAGCCCCAAAAAUUUGAGCUGUUAUCUUGAAAUCAGUUCUGGAGAUUUGAUUCUCAAUGCAGGCUUCCCUACUCCACAACCUUAUUGGUCUAUUUCAAAAGAGAUACGUAAAACCAUUAACAAGGUUAGUGGGGAGGUUAAAUCUGCAUCUCUGAGCUCCAAUUCAUGGAACUUUUACGAUAAAAAUCAAGUGUUGCUAUGGCAGUUUAUCUUCUCGGACAAUUCUAAUCCAAACAUCACAUGGGCUGCAGUGCUAGACUCCCAGGGGUCGAUCUCAUUCUACAGUCUUCAAAGGUCAACUGUAGCAGAGCCGAAAGUGAUUCCUCAAGAUUCUUGUGGCACCCCUGAGCCUUGUGAUCCAUAUUAUGUUUGUUACAUUGACAACAAGUGCCAGUGCCCUGAUGUUCUUGUCUCCCAACCUAAUUGUGCACCUGGGAUUGACUCUCCAUGUAAGAGUUCAAAUGGUCCAUUGGAACUUGUAGAUGCAGGGGAUAAACUUGACUAUUUCGCGCUGGGGUUUGUUCCACCAUCCUCCAAGUCUGAUCUAACUGGUUGCAAAAAUGCGUGCCUAAGUAACUGCUCUUGCCGUGCUUUGUUCUUUGACAACACUACAGGGCAAUGCUUUCUAUUUGAUCAGAUAGGAAGCUUGAAGCAGUCUAGUCAGGGAUCCACUGGGUUUGUUUCAUACAUUAAGGUUCCAAGAGAUGGAAACCAGGGGCAAAAUUCCGGAGGGAAGGGAAGCAGCAGCAGCCAGAAACACUUUCACAUCAUCGUGAUCAUUUCUGUUCUGACAGUACUAGUUAUUUCUGGUAUACUUUAUUUGGUGUUAUGGUGCCACAACAAGAAGAAAAACAUACCAGAGGCUCCUCAUAAUGAUUCAUCAGAAGAGGAUAUGUUCUUGGAGAGUAUAUGUGGUGCACCAUUUCGGUUCAGUUUCAAGGAUCUUCAGGAUGCUACUGGUAACUUCUCUGUGAAACUUGGUCAUGGUGGGUUUGGCUCAGUCUACCAGGGGGUGCUUCCUGAUGGGACUCAAUUAGCUGUGAAGAAAUUGGAGGGCAUUGGUCAGGGGAAGAAAGAAUUCCGAGCGGAAGUUAGCACCAUUGGCGGCAUCCACCAUGUCCAUUUGGUCAGGCUGAAAGGAUUUUGUGCUGAGGCAAAUCACCGGCUUCUUGUUUAUGAAUACAUGGCAAAUGGGUCUCUGGACAGAUGGAUCUUCCAGAAGGAUGGAAAAGAUGAUUUUUUGGACUGGGGAACGAGGUUUAAUAUUGCCCUAAGCACAGCAAAAGGAUUAGCUUAUCUCCAUGAGGACUGUAACGUAAAGAUUAUCCAUUGUGAUAUAAAGCCUGAAAAUGUGCUUCUUGAUGAUAAUUUUUUAGCAAAGGUCUCAGAUUUUGGUUUGGCUAAGCUGAUGACUAGGGAACAGAGCCAGGUAUUCACCACAUUAAGGGGUACCAGGGGGUAUCUAGCACCCGAGUGGAUUACAAACCAAGCUAUAUCAGAGAAGAGUGAUGUGUUCAGCUUUGGCAUGGUCUUGCUUGAGAUAAUUGGGGGAAGGAAGAAUUUUGAUUUAGCAGAGACUUCAGAGAAAGCUCAUUUUCCCUCUUAUGCCUUCAAGAUGAUGGAAGAAGGGAGAAUCAAAGAAAUCCUCGAUUUGAAGCUGAAGACACAUGAAGAUGAUGAGAGGGUGAUCACGGCAAUUAAGGUUGCUUUGUGGUGUAUACAGGACGACAUGUACUUGCGACCAUCCAUGAGUAAAGUAGUCCAAAUGCUUGAAGGUCUAGCUCCUGUUCCACAGCCCCCAACAUCCUCUCAAAUAGGGUCCCGUCUUUAUUCAAGCCUUUUUAAGUCGAUGAGUGAGGAUGGUACUUCAUCAGGACCCUCAGAUUACAAUAGCGAUGCAUAUCUCUCAGAUGUACGCCUGUCAGGGCCCAGAUAGCUCAAGCUGUUUAUACAAAUGGAGGUUUAGCCAUUAAAACUCAGAUCCUUCAAAAAUAAAUCCAAACAUCUUUGAAGGUUAUACAUUGUGCCUCAUUGUA
Messenger RNA from Telopea speciosissima, 2678 nucleotides. RefSeq names its product G-type lectin S-receptor-like serine/threonine-protein kinase SD2-5. Gene Ontology annotation, biological process: protein phosphorylation. Gene Ontology annotation, molecular function: protein serine/threonine kinase activity; ATP binding. The record is from RefSeq and is a predicted model, not a curated record. NCBI's taxonomy places the organism in Eukaryota, Viridiplantae, Streptophyta, Magnoliopsida, Proteales, Proteaceae. The transcript has a single exon. The coding region runs from base 116 to 2578 and encodes 820 amino acids.